This is a messenger RNA of Mucor velutinosus, 2232 nucleotides long. RefSeq names its product APH domain-containing protein. Lineage: Eukaryota; Fungi; Mucoromycota; Mucoromycetes; Mucorales; Mucoraceae. Gene Ontology annotation, biological process: protein localization to prospore membrane. The record is from RefSeq and is a predicted model, not a curated record. Bases 1 to 2232 code for a protein of 743 amino acids. The transcript is spliced from 5 exons. Gene Ontology annotation, cellular component: prospore membrane.
AUGCCUGACCAAGCCCUUCAUACUCUAGAAGAAUAUCCUACUUUUAUACCCCUCAUCACAACAGAUUCAGCCAGCUCUUGCUCAAAAGUCAUCGCAUCAUCGGACGGGUCAACACAAUCAGGUUUUCUUUCACCGUUUACAAAAGCCACAGAAACAGCAUCUAAUGCAACAACAGACCAGAUCAGUCCAUCACCCUCUGAUGUUCAUAAAGACGACUUGGUCAUACCAGUCCAUGAAGAACAGCGGCAUGUACAAAAGGAUCGAGUGCUCAAGCAAGGCCUUGUACUCUGCACUAGAACAGCCCAAUGGUACACAAAGAAAAAGUCAACCACUCGUGAAUUACAGUUGAGAAAGACUCGCUUGCGAUGGAGGCAGUUCAAGGCAGUGCUGCGACCUGAUAAAAUCGAAUUAUACCAUGUGACGACCACCUUUCUUCAUACCCAACGAAUAGCACAUGUCAUUUACCUCAACAACAAAUACCCCUAUAGACGAGUACGCUUGUCGCUCGUUUCGAUACAAGAUUACAUUUGGUGCCUGGAAUUUGUACAUUAUCAAACCAAGUCCAUUGUGUCAUUCCAUUUCCAAAGCGCAAGCUUGUCAGAGGCACAAGAGUGGUACAUGGCCCUGUAUCAUACACUGCCUGCAUUGCCUGCUUGUAAAAAACCAAUUCCAGCAUUUGUUGACAUUCAAGUCAUGAUUGAUACCCCAAUGCAGGUCCGAUUACCCUUAGACUAUGUAUUGAAACACACCAAAGAUACCCUUUUAAACAUCCAUAUUCAGGACAUCAAGCCAGUCAUUAGGUCAUUACUGCAAAAAGAUGAUCUAUCGCAUACAGCAGAUUGGUUUCGCAAUGAAUUUCGGCUUUGCUGGAGGCCCAUUGAUGUAUCAAACAAACGGACAAGCACUGUGAUUACCUCGGGUGAUAGGAUAGAGUGGCUGGCAGAAAACACGGUUUUGAUAGGGCCGCAGCUGAUUGAGCAGAGACAUGUAUUGGAAUUGCACACUUCAGAGAAACCAAUGGAGAAACAGAAAGUGGAACGAAGAAUCAUCACAUUUGACAGCUUGCUGAUCAACAAGACAUGGACGAAAACCAAAAGCCAGCAAAAGAUCAAGUGCAAAAAGUCCUACUUUUACGUUGUACUAUAUGGCCAUCACCUGUUCUUCUUUGAUGGACCUUACUACUACUAUUACAAACGUCAAGUACAACGCCAGGAAAAUCAGAGACAGCGGGAAGAACAAUCCAAGCAAAAAAAGCGAAAUAACUGGUUCUCAGCGACAACAGGUCUGUUGCUGCAGCAACGGAAACUCAUCAUAUCCAAGGAAAAUAAGAGGCGCAUUUACGAACUAGGUAAUCAAUCAUCACCGCAUCUCAAAUACGCCUCUCCAGAAUCUGUGCCUUUGCCUGACCCCACAAAGCUGGUCAAUGCACACCUACUACUGGAUCUACACAGAGUGACGCGAGUACAGCCCAUGUUGCAAAAGGGCACGCAGCACGCUACAUCAAACAUGUUUGAAAUCCAUAUUGAAGAUGCCAUUUUGUAUUACGAGGCGCCAAGCACGCAAAUCAUGCUACAAUGGGUGACGCUUAUCAGCAGCAUGAUUAAAAUGGAGCACCUGCUAGUAAGCUCGUCGCUCUCCUAUCGACAUCAUCGAGGCAAUGACGGGAACAAGAGCAUUUUGCAAUCAGGGUUUCUGUAUGUCAAGCAGGAUUUCAAGAGAUCGUUUCAGCCUCACUAUUGUGUGCUGACCAAGAGCGAAGAAUACGACGGACUCAUCAUGUUUGAUACACUGCACAAAAAUCCGGAUAAUCGCCAUGCUUUGUACAACUGUUUGGGCAGCCGUUCUGAUGGUGGCGAACAUAUGCAGCAGCGCAAGGAACUGCUCUUGUACCAAAAGAAAAGGGUGCUGUUACAGUUAAAAGACGCCUAUGUCUACUCUGGAGAUGAGUGCAUUUUGGAUAAAUACGAGCAAGAAAAGGUGGAGCCGCUUCGGUUCUACAAGGAUGGUAUUGUUACUGGUGGCAACAAGACGUCUGAGUGCAUUUUUGUGAUCUGGCAGAUAGCCAAAAGACGGUUUGUACCCAACGUACGAGAGUACAUGUCCAUUUUCAAGCUGGGACAUCGCUUAGGCAACCGAGGCAGAUGCUGGGUAUUCAAGGCGAGAAGUAAGCAAGAACGGGACGAAUGGUUAGAGGCGUUGAAUGUCGAGUUUGGUCUAUUAUCAGGCAAAUAA